AUGUCAUUACUCGCACAAUUCAGUCGCACAUUAUUCCAACAAGCACGACAACCUGCUGCUGUUUCACUCAUCACAACACCCACGGCAUCGACUCAAGCCACGCUUCAACUUGUACGUACCAUGAAGGUGCGUUCGUCGGUCAAGAAGCUUUGUGAUGGAUGCACCACUGUUCGACGACGUGGAAAACUUUUUGUUACCUGUAACAAGAACAAGAAGCACAAGCAACGUCAAGGUUAA
Zychaea mexicana is the source of this 237-nucleotide messenger RNA. Its product is annotated as ribosomal protein L36-domain-containing protein. The coding region runs from base 1 to 237 and encodes 78 amino acids. The transcript has a single exon. Lineage: Eukaryota; Fungi; Mucoromycota; Mucoromycetes; Mucorales; Lichtheimiaceae. Gene Ontology annotation, molecular function: structural constituent of ribosome. Gene Ontology annotation, biological process: translation. Gene Ontology annotation, cellular component: ribosome. The record is from RefSeq and is a predicted model, not a curated record.